Messenger RNA from Macrosteles quadrilineatus (aster leafhopper), 7897 nucleotides. RefSeq lists its product as uncharacterized. Bases 185 to 7897 code for a protein of 2570 amino acids. The record is from RefSeq and is a predicted model, not a curated record. NCBI's taxonomy places the organism in Eukaryota, Metazoa, Arthropoda, Insecta, Hemiptera, Cicadellidae. The transcript is spliced from 18 exons.
CAGGACUCAACUUCAACUCAAAUGGUGUUGAUGUUGUUAGUACAUCUUGAGUUGUAACCUGCUUCAUUGAACAUGUUCGUAUUUACUUAAUAAAAUUAAUGACUAGCAUCAUAAUAUGUUCGGGUUAUCAAUACAAAUUGAAGGACAAUUUUGAAAAGUCUGAUGGAAAUGAAUCGAUUAAAUUAUGAGUGCUGAAAAAGAAACCUACGUGAGACGUAGGGCUUUUAACAAGAUCCACGUCAACAGUUGGUUAAUUUACUUAGAGAGAGAUGGCUAUGUUAGAUGUCCUUUUCAAAACUGCAACUUCAUGGCUUUCGAUGUCAAUGAGAUGUGUGAGCACUAUGGAUACUGUACAGGAGAUAACAGUUCUGCAAGUUUUAUUUGCGAAGUCUGCAAUGGUUGUACUGUUUCCGAGAAGAAGCUACAGGAACACCGAGCACGAGCACACAACAUCUCGGUCCUGCCGGCUAAAACAGACACAGUGGCUGAAGGUGAGGAGCCAGAACCUCGUAGGCCCAGUCGGGUGACUUUGUUGUCAUGGGGAGUGUUCUAUGACAAGUACAAAUAUGUCAAGUGUUCCAACUGUCACUACGUGGGCUCCUCCGUCACAGACAUGUGCCGUCACUACUUUGUCUGCAAAAAGGAAAAAAAACUCCUACUGUACGUCUGUCCGGAGUGCAAAGGGCGCUCACGGGAUGUAGCACAGUUGAUCCAACACCUGGAACAAGCUCACAACCUCUACAAGAGACCCGAUCAGUUCAAUCAUAUAUCUCGCAACAUGACACAGUACUGGGAGAAAGAGCUGCGCGAGGACAAGUUUGCCACGUGUUUGCAUAUCAAUAACAGCAGAGAGCGGGACUGUGAAUACAUCGAUGUGGACUUGCUGGGAAUCAACGAGCACUCCCAGACCUGCAAAGGGCCACAGCAAGUUUUAUCGAAACAAUGGUUUUGUGAAUUUUGCACAAAGUGGACCAGCAGCGAUGAAAAACUAACUAAACAUCAUAUUUUGACACACCACAUAGCCCAUGACUUAGGAGUAAAAGUCGAACCAGAUCUUCCUCAAAGGCUUAUUGAAUCAGAAAAGAGAACCAUAAAUAAUCGUCAAGAUACAACUGUGUCUCGACAAUCCAGUUCAGUUAAAAGAUUGGACCCACAAAGGAAAAACUCCCAAGUAUCACCCAACAAAGAGCUUGAAAUUGAAAUUUCUAAAAAACCAUGUUCAACACCUUCAGUCCACCAAAAGAGUUUGCAAUCGGAAAACUCCCAAGUAAUUUCAAAUACCACCGUGGCAAAGAAGUAUGUUCAAGGAUCGAACCAGAAUGAAAUGCGAAGAGAAAGAGUUUCUACCUCGUCAUCUAGAAGAAUCUUCGUUAAUGUUGAUAGUGAACCUGAAACUAUAGUGCCAGACUUGAUAACGGAAGAUUGUCCCUUUACUGUUGUGGGCUCAAAAGAUAAGAACAAGGAGAUUUUCCUUGAUUUAGUAGAAGACAAGAUUGUUCCUCGAAAAAGUGCAUUCAAACAAACAGAUACGGAAAGUAAUAUGUCUGAAGAAAAUGGUUUAUUUACUGAAGAUAAUUCAAUUACAAACUUAGAACAGGACAACCAUAUUCUUCCUGAUUAUAUUGUGUCCACCAGUGAAAUUCGGUUUGAAGAAGUAAGUAAUGGAAAUUACUAUGUUAAAGAGGAGCCUGUGAUGUUUAGUAAUACAAAUCACCAUAUUACAUUACAGCAAAGAAAAUCAAAAACAACAAUACUUGAUGAGGAAACUGAUUUGAAAGAAAAUCAUGAUAAAUAUAGGAAAAGUAACUCUGAAAAUUCAUUUUGCAGUGAAUUCAAACUCGAUUCAACAAUAACAACUAGCCAAACUACACAUGAAGGUGAAAUCAAAGUAAUAGAGGGUGCAAACAAAAGUUCAACAAAAGGAAAGAGGAAGGAGAGAGGAAGGAGGUUUGUAAAUGAAGUAAAUGCUGCAAAUGGUGAUGAUGACAUGAGUGGAAAAAUGUCUAAACCCAACAAAAGUCCCAGCCUUGUCCUUUUCAAAGACGAGCUAUCAUCUGAUGAAGACGAGAAACCAGAAAAGUAUGAAAACGUUGUUGAAGAAAACCCCUCAUUUGAUUGGUAUUUAGAAAGCCCAUAUAAAAAUAUGCCACCGAAAAGUUACAGCAGAAGAAGGUCAAGCGAAGACAAUCUUGAUAGGAGUUCAGCAAAGGAUUCAGUAAUAGUGUGCAACACAAGUAAACUUGAAACUGACCUGCAUCAAAGUUCAAGUAUUGAUGACAUUGGAAGAGCAUCUGUCAUAAAUUGUAAAGGAAAGAAGAGUAAUGAAAGUAACUUCACAAAUCAAAAGAAAGCCAUGAGUACUCAAGUGCUACAAGAGAAGACUCAUUAUGUUGAGGAUUCAGAGAAAGAAUCGUCGAAGAACUCUGAAAAGAAUGACAAACUCAUGCUUGUAGAAAUUUCUAGCCCAGCUAUGAACAAAACAAAUUCUACAUUUAGCGAUCAAAACACAACCUCAAACACUGUUGAAGUAUCCAGAUUGUCUGAUAGCAGUUUGAUUUCUGCAGAAGCAGUCCAAGAAAUGAAAUUGAAUGAUCAAAUUAAGCAUGAUCUUACUGAAGAUAACUCAAUUCUGAGUAGAGAAAUAGAAUCUUCCAAGCCAAAUUUUUCCGAGUGUUCUAGUUCAAAAACUUGCAUAUCUAUAGAAGAACCUAGCGAUCCCAGAGUUGUAUCUUUCUUGUACAGCGGAAAACUUAAGAAAACAAUUUUAUCUAAUGACUCCCCAAAUAGUUCCUUGAGAGAUUUAAAAACUGUUUCAAGUUUAGAGUUUGUAAAUGAUAAACCUAAGUUUUUUAACAAACCUACAGAUUCAGGGAAUCAAGCUGUUGCUAAAACUCUUGAUGAAUCAAUCAAGGAAAUUGAUGAUCAAAACUGUUUAAAACUUAGACAGAUGACUGAAUCAAUAAAAAAAAUGAACAUUCCACUUUUUGAUUCAAUCAUUGUACACGAGAAUAAUGUAGUAGGUUCAAGUUCCAUAGUUAAUGCAGUGGGCCCUAACGUAUUAGAAUUGAAAGUGGGAAGUACUUUAGAUGAAGAAGCUUUGGUGUAUAAGAACCCAGCAAUAAGUGGAAAUAUGAAAUAUAUUUUGGAUACUUCUAUAAUCGAAAAUCAACAUAGCUCUGUGAUAAUCAACCCUGGAACAAAUGAUAACUCACAAAAAAUUGAAUCGAAAUCGGAAACAAAGACUAUUACAACAACAUUAGACAAUUCAAAUGUAGUGAUUUCUGACAAAACCCCUUUAGAUGAAAACCACAUUUCAAACAACAAUGAACUUGACAUGAAAGAAGAAUUAUUUAAUGGGUUUCAAGAAGUUUCAGAUAAUGUUUAUUCAAAAAAUAGGCGUUUUCGUCAGUUCAUCACCAGAAUAAGUGAAAGUGAAAAUGAAGAGUGGUAUAUAAAUGCAGGGAAUUUGUCGUUGGAUGUAAGAAAGGAUUUUAGGUUGUCUAGUGACAUGUCAAAGCCUUUCAGUCCCGACCACAAACCAUUGAGGAAUUCCAAUAAAAAAGCAGUGGUGCUUGAAUCGCAUGAUAAUUUUAAUACAUUUUGUGAAACACUUCCAAACAAAGGACAAUCAAAAUCAACAGCUAAUCAGAAAUCGAAGGGUGAUCCGAAAGGUGAAGAAAGUUUGAAAUCGAAUCAUAAUAAAAAUAUAUCCAAUCCAAUCAAUCAUAGUAAAGUUGCAAUUGAACCAGUAAAACAGAGAGGUGUUACUGAUGAUGAAACUCUUCAAGAUGUUACAAUGUAUAGUUCUUCAAAAGAAACUAAUACAAAAUCUCUUUCGAAAAGAGAAUCCACACAAACUUUAAAAGUUUCUCUUAGUAUUGAUAAUUUAAAAAUACCUUCUAAAGCAGAGAUUGAUAACAGAAGCCCUCCAAAGUAUGAUAAUGAACGUAAUUGUAAAACAACAGAAGAAACAAUUGUCGAUAAAAAUAAGAAAGUGACAGGAAGUAGUAAAAAAUCUGUUAACCAAGUAAAAGAUCAUUCCAAAAAUAAAAACUUCAAAGUAAAUAAAAGUAUUAGCUCAAAAAACUUAUCUUUGGAACUGGCUGUGAAUGAGCAAAGUAAUCAUCGUAAUAAUGUAACUAAUGAAUUGCCUUCCUCCUCGAGAAAACAAAACCCUUCAAAAAUGCAAAAGAAUGAAUUGCACAACACAGCUAAAAGAAACUUCAAUAUGGAAAAUUCGCUGAUUCAAAAAAUUAAAACUGCCAUAUCAGAAAAAUUCAACCGUGAAAAUAGCAUUGACAGUGUACACCUAACAAGUACAAACUUGGAACACAAUCCAGACUCCAAAGAUGACCCGUCCUCGAAAUCAAAAGUUUUACAAACUGAGGUAUCUGACCUAACUACAACACAGUGUAAGAGUAAUUUUACUGGUGCAGACAUGGAAAAAACUUCAAUAGGUAACUCAACUGCAGAGUAUGGAGAUGAAGAAAAUCUAAAAUGUAGAAUGGAUUAUACAAUAUCCAGUGACGAUGAACCUUUAUCUAAUUUACAAAAAACCUAUCAACAAAGUGUGAAAACUGUCCUUUGUUCAAAAGACAACCUUCUCACCGAAGGCUUCUCUCCACAUGAUCACAAUCAAAAUGAUGAUUUAGAAUCGGAAAAGGUGAAAAAUACAAACAAAGCACAUCUUGACUCCGCAAAACCUACAACCAAAACUGAACAGAUAAACUCUGCUAAUACACGUGAAGAUUUAAAAACUACUAAAAAGAGGGGUAGGAAACCUAAAAAAAAUAAAAUUGAAGCACCUACCAAUGACUUUGUUGUAAUAAACAAAGAGAAACUCAAUGAAACAGCAUUUACAGAUCUGAACAAUCAUAAUACCACAAGUAAUAACUGUACGAUAACAGAGCAAUAUGAUGUAUGUAAUAAAAGCUUGAUAAAUGAUGUUGAUAGUCAUUCCACACCUAAAAGAAGAGGAGGGCCUCGAAAAAGAAAAAUGACUGAACUCACUACCACCUCAAACACAAAUGAAAUGUCGAACUGGUUUGAUCAAUACAGUAGUGAUAACGAGCUAUUAAUUUCAAUUUAUAGUGACGAAUUACAAAACAUUUUAGUUGGUGGUGUUUUUGAAAAAGGGGAAGAGACAGGAAUUGAUUGUUUCAAAAGAAAUUUGCAAAAACAACAAAGUUUUCAAGGCAAAGGUGAAUCCAGCCUGGUUUGUGGCAUUGUUCCUAAAAAAAGAGGAAAAAAAAGACUAUCAAAAUUAGAAAUCGAUUCUCAUGAAAGCUUUCCUGUUACACCUAUAUCCUCAGAAGACUGUAAAGUUUCUCAUAACGAGGAAAUCAAUUCUAAAUCAGUGGCAAAUGACGCAACAUCGAGUGAUAUUAAUGAAGUAAAAGUACCAAAAAGAAGAGGAAGACCACCAAAAUCAAAAGUAGUUUUUCAGAGUACUCCUAAUGCAACUAACCAAUCAACUUGUAAGGAAGAUGUAAAUAGUAAACUGUGUAAUGAUUUACAGAAUAUCUCAAAUAUCGAAACUGACUGUGAUACUAGUGUUACUAAACUACCUAAAAAAAGAGGAAGGAAACCAAAACUACAACCAGAACUCAACAAUUCUAAAAGCUCGGAAAACCCUACUUUUUCUUCAAUGAGUGAAAAUAUUGAUACGGUCAGAGAACAAAUAUUGGAUUUUGAUAAAGAUGAAGUUGCCAAAAAAAGAGGUAGACAUAAAAGACAACCAGAAGUUUCAGAAAAUGAUACCAGUUGUAAUUUUGAAGGAAAAGACGACGAUGCUAGUCAAAAUAAUCUUACACCCGGAACUAAGAAAUUAAAAAGUAAAGGAAGAAGAACAACAAAAUUAACUUCAGAGGUCAAUGAUGAGGAAAAUAAAGUUAGUAAUGUAACAGACAUGGACUGUGAUGAAUCGGAAACUAGCGAACUACUCGGUACCGAUCUGAUCAUCAUAAAUGAAGAAAAAGUCGUUAGUAGUUCUAGAUCCUUGAAUAAUAAAACUAGGAGAUGUAGACAAAAGCCACCACAGAAAGUUGUCAGUGAAGGUGAUAAUUCUGAUGAUUGUGGACCCGAUGACUCACCACUAGUAUACGAUGAUUCUGAAGAUGAUGAGAGUUACAUCCAGCCAAAAAAACGCAGAAGAGCAAAAUCAAACAGAAAUAAUGUUGAUGGAGAAACUGUGCAGACACCAGUGAAUAAAAAUAACAGUUUUAGUAAACCUGGACAGAGUAUUUACUUUAAAACAGAACACCAUGGUGAAGAUAAGAUAGUUUGUGGACUUUGUAAGAAAGAAAUGACCUACACCAAAUACAAGAGUCGACAUGCUGUGUUUAAACAUUAUAUGUUAUCAUGGAUUGAAGGAGUAGAGAGCCCUCCGGAUAUGACCAACAAGAAGGAGAUAGAGGGGAGGCUGUGGUACGCCAAGAAGCGCUUAAAAAAGACUCCGUUUCGCUGCCCUGGCUGUAACUUGCCCAAGUUGAGUGCUGUUGGCUACUACAGUCACAUUCUGUUCUGUGGCAAGGAUUGUGAGGAAAAGGACUCAUUGUUAGUGACAUGCAAGCUGUGUAAUGCAAGAAUGAUGCCAUCUAGUAUACAGGCUCACAACUAUGUCAAACAUAACAAAACUCAGCAGCCGUAUGUUCCACAGAACACUGAAAACCAGCCUAGAGGACCGAGAGCUGCUGCUAAGAGGGCAACACAGGUUAUACAGAAGACCCAAGCUGAUAGCAAAGACGCAGAUGGUCCUGGGUCUCGUGCCAACUCUCCUGAUAGGGCAUCACAGCUGAGACGCCUGUACCGCAAGCCUAGCAAAAUGGUGCCUGCUAAAGAAUACAACCGUUGGAAGGAAUCUCUUGCUGCCAAUCACGUAGUAGCCUGCACAAUGGAAGGGUGUAACUUCACUGCCGGAAGCACAAUCGACUUCAGGAAACACUAUUUCUCCUGUCCUUUCAAACCACCUCAGUUUUAUCAAUGCCGACACUGUGAGUUCAAUUCUCUCAAGCAAGAGCAAAUGGUAGAUCAUGUCGAAGAGAACCAUCUUGAAGAGAAACUUGAUGGACUUCAAGGAUCAGAAGAUGAUUCUUCAGAGCCUAGUGGUGACGAUGAGGGGAAACCACCAAGAGCUGCUUACGCUAGUGGUUCUACACAACCCUUCAAGUUUCUAAGAUAUACAGCAUUUAGGCAACCAAGAAAUAUAAAAUCAAAGAUCAAACGACUCUACACACCGGCUCUAAAAUGGACUCAUAUGCAGAGACAGAGGAUGUUUGCUAAGGAGAGAUUGUAUCCUGAGGCUCAAUGUCAAACUGUGCCAGGAGCAUCUAUCAGCUCACAUCUGCCUGAGCUCACAGAGUCCAUCACUAACACUAACCAACUGAUGGUUUCAGGAGACAGAGGAUGUUUGCUAAGGAGAGAUUGUAUCCUGAGGCUCAAUGUCAAACUGAGACAGAGGAUGUUUGCUAAGGAGAGAUUGUAUCCUGAGGCUCAAUGUCAAACUGUGCCAGGAGCAUCUAUCAGCUCACAUCUGCCUGAGCUCACAGAGUCCAUCACUAACACUAACCAACUGAUGGUUUCAGGAGACAGAGGAUGUUUGCUAAGGAGAGAUUGUAUCCUGAGGCUCAAUGUCAAACUGAGACAGAGGAUGUUUGCUAAGGAGAGAUUGUAUCCUGAGGCUCAAUGUCAAACUGUGCCAGGAGCAUCUAUCAGCUCACAUCUGCCUGAGCUCACAGAGUCCAUCACUAAUACUAACCAACUGAUGGUUUCAGGAGACAGAGGAUGUUUGCUAAGGAGAGAUUGUAUCCUGAGGCUCAAUGUCAAACUGUGCCAGGAGCAUCUAUCAGCUCACAUCUGCCUGAGCUCACAGAGUCCAUCACUAACACUAACCAACUGA